AUGGCUGAGACCGCGCCCGCCGCAGCGCCCGCCGCUGCCGCUGCUCCGGCCCCCGCCAAGAAGCCGAAGAAGGCGGCGGGCGGCUCCAAAGCCCGCAAGCCCUCGGGCCCCAGCGUCACCGAGCUGAUCACCAAGGCCGUAUCCGCCUCCAAGGAGCGCAAGGGGCUCUCCUUGGCCGCCCUCAAGAAGGCGCUGGCAGCCGGCGGCUACGACGUGGAGAAGAACAACAGCCGCAUCAAGCUGGGGCUCAAGAGCCUCGUCAGCAAGGGCACCCUGGUGCAGACCAAAGGCAUCGGUGCUUCUGGCUCUUUUCGGCUUAACAAAAAGCCUGGAGAAGUGAAAGAAAAAGCCCCGAAGAAGCGGGCAGCAGCAGCCAAGCCCAAGAAGCCAGCGGCUAAGAAGCCAGCAAGCACUGCCAAGAAGCCUAAGAAGGCAGCGGCAGUGAAGAAGAGCCCCAAGAAAGCCAAGAAGCCAGCAGCCCCUGUUCCCAAGAAAGUGGCCAAGAGCCCCAAGAAGGCAGCCAAGGCUGCAAAGCCCAAGAAGGCAGCGAAGAGUCCGGCCAAGGCGAAAGCGGUGAAGCCGAAGGCUGCCAAGCCCAAGGCAGCCAAGCCUAAAGCAGCCAAGGCAAAGAAGGCAGCACCCAAGAAGAAGUAA
Rhea pennata is the source of this 654-nucleotide messenger RNA. RefSeq names its product histone H1.01-like. Lineage: Eukaryota; Metazoa; Chordata; Aves; Rheiformes; Rheidae. The transcript has a single exon. Gene Ontology annotation, cellular component: nucleosome. Gene Ontology annotation, molecular function: DNA binding; structural constituent of chromatin. The record is from RefSeq and is a predicted model, not a curated record. Gene Ontology annotation, biological process: nucleosome assembly. The coding region runs from base 1 to 654 and encodes 217 amino acids.